UUUUUUCCAUAACUGUAUUUGCCAUGUGCCUAUGUGCAAGUGCUGUAAUGUAAGCUCAAGUACUGUCCAUCUUGUUUUUGUUUCUUUUUUUGAUUGUAUCUCAGGUAUAUGCAUGAGUCUCGUCUCCGGUUCUCUACAACGUUGGGCUGUUAUAAUAGCGGCUUGUGUAAGUUUGUAUCCCCACUUCUUCAUACACCAGCACUACGCCAAGGGCUGGACAUUGCUUGGAAGGCAUUUCUUCCAUAUCCUUUUUACUAAUGCACGUUACGUAUACACAUUGAAAGCGUGCUUUUACUGGGAACAGUGUAUCAAGAUUAUUCUUGUUUUUUCGUAUGUUAGCUGAGGUUAUUUAUUUAUUACUGGUAUUUAUAAAGCGCCGACAUAUUCUGCAGCGCUGUACAACUAGGGCAGAACAUACAAUAUACAUAGACAAGAAAAAAAGGUAUAAAGGUUAAUAUUUUCUAUAUCUCCUGGGUAAAAAGCUGAAUUGUUUCUGCUCAGAGUAGACUCUGCUGUCUUAAGGUCUGAACAGGUGCUGAAGUUAAUGUCAUAACCAACUGUAUAUAAUCCGUCAUUUCAAGUCUAGUUUGUAGAAUGUUAGACCGUAAGGGUUAUGUAUAAUACUGUUUGUGUGUUAAAAUAAGUGUCUGUGCUUAAGUAUAAACAGAUGCUACAAAAUAGUCAGAUUUCUCUAGGUUACUGCAAUGACAUGAAUGCAAACUAUUUAACUAAUUAACUGUUCGUUCUCCACCUGCUGCAGUAAGGGUUAAUCGCCACUAUUCUCUGUUUGUCCCUCAUCAGGCAGUGGUGCUCUGUAUGACCCCAUUUCUGCUGAGAAUUGUGGGAUUGCGAGCUCUCUCCAUGGCUUCUGAAGCUUACACUGCAGGAUCUUUCUCCGCUGCCUAUGUCACCUGCCCCAGUGACAAGGUGGCAAAAGACAUUGCCCGGUAUGUAUUUCAGGAUGGAUUGUGUGCAGAUAGACAUCUUAUAUGGGGAUCAACACUGUUAAUGUAGUGACAGCAUUAUACCUGUAUAUCUUAUCAAUCUCUAUUUACGCUGCUAGAGCCAAUCUGUUAUCUAUUCACCAUCCAUAUCACAAAACAAUUAACAAGCCUCUGCGGCAAGUGACCAUAAACAUACAUUGUUCUCCUUCUUGUGACAUCAAGAAACUCUCCAUUAGACACAUGCUCCAAAGCUUGGCAAGGCAAAGUAAUUGUUUAGUAUUGGAGAUGGCCAAGAACAUGACAUUGCUAUAAGCCUAUUGAUGAAAUCCAACCGAGCACCUUUCCAUAGACCGUGUUACCAGCUGUGUAUUGUGCACUGCACUCUCUGACUGCACCAAAUUCUUCUGGAAACUUGCCCCAAAAAAGACAAGGGAAAUAAAGUGUGUUCUGCCAGCAGCUCCAGGCUGGUCAUCCUGGAUCCCCAUGUUCUAAUGGUUAGAUUUGUUAUAUAAGAAUUUACCUGUUUGUGUAUCAACAGGAUCUAUCAUUCCGAUAACAUUUGUUGUUGUCUCACGCAGGGGCAUUGUGGAGAAGAAGCUGGCAGCCUGUGUUAACAUUAUACCACAGAUAACGUCCAUGUGAGUUCUGUAGUGUCCCUCUAACUAUCUCACUGAUACCGAGAGCUCUGCAGUGCUAAUGGUUCCCACCUCCGUCUUACCUUCAUGGUCUGUCUCUGUCUUUCUCUGAGUCUGUUUCCACUGUUUGUAAUGGCCACAACCUCGCCAUCUGUGUUUAUCUAUCUAUGUAAAUAUAUACUCUUAUCGUUGCUCCUAUAUUUCAAUACAAUGUUAAACACAGAUCUGCACACCCGUCAACCAUAAGACUUGCUUUUCCGACAGAAAUCCACAUCACAGUAAAUUUGAGAUUUCUGUGGGAAAAGCAAGUCUUGUGGCUUGACUGGUGUGCAGAUUUGUGUUUAACAUUGUAUUAACUAUCCACAGACUUCAGGUGGAAGGGGUUUUCAAUCACAGUUUUUCCCCACCACAACUUUCUUGUUUUUUGUUCCUUUGUUCCCAUAGAUAUGAGUGGAAGGGGAAGAUCGAAGAAGAUAGUGAAGUUUUGCUGGUACGCUUGAUUUUCCAAAUGAUCUGAUUUUAUAUCCUUGUAAAGCGUACUUUUCACUUUAGACGCCUCUAACAGUAAUAACAAUCCGUAAUAGCGGAAACUCAGUUACAUUUUUAAUUAGGGAUUCAAAGUCAAUUUCUACAAUAUAGGACAACAAAGUCAAACUGAAAACAUGACUGAUUUUGGGGAAUGUUUCCAAUGCAACUAGUUUGGCCUAAAAUUUAAUCUCACUUUGAAUUAAUGAUAAUUCUUACUUCUGGUUGGUUUCUCCGAAUGUUUUUGAUCUCUGCAUUUUGCAGACUCCCCUCUUCUCUAUAAUAUAUACAAAUGAAUAACACACUUGUUCACCACAGUGGGAAAUGGUUAAAAAUAAAAUUACCUUAAUACAGGAAUAGAUUGUAAGAAGAUCCCUUGGUCUCCUUUACAUACAUAUACAAAAAUACAAUCUAAAAAUGGAAAUAGAGAGAAAUAGCAGGUAAUGGUGUAGAAUCAAUGUCACCAAGCAAAGUGCUGAGUAGAAUUGCACUCACAAAAUAAUCUUUGACUGCAGGCACAUAAAAUAUUAAAGAUGGAAGGAACUCAGUCCUCUUCUCUUUCUUCCUUAAGAGGGGUUUAAAACAGAGAGACACAAAACAUAGUGCACCAAUAAAAAUAAAAUGUAUGUAAUUUAUUUUAGAUUGCACUCACAGGAUAUCUGUAAAAUUCAGCUUAUCACAAUGAAGUCUCUGAACGGACUGUGAAGCUUCCAGAUGUUCCUUCCGGUCAGCAGACAAAAUAGGAUAGCCGAAAAAUAUAAACAAACUUUACAAAAUAAAAACACAAAUAAAAGUCCAAUAAAAAUUCUUGUGCUGAAGUGGUCUCUCCACCUUACGCGUUUCGUUCUCUCGAACUUCGUCAGGGGCAGUUGUGUGACACUAUCCUAUCCUAUUUUGUCUGCUGACCGGAAGGAACCUGGAAGCUUCACAGUCCGUUCAGAGACUUCAUUAUGAUAAGCUGAAUUUUACAGAUAUCCUGUGAGUGCAAUCUAAAAUAAAUUACAUACAUUUUAUUUUUAUUGGUGCACUAUGUUUUGUGUCUCUCUCUGUGUUUGUGAGUGCAAUUCUACUCAGCACUUUGCUUGGUGACAUUGAUUCUACACCAUUACCUGCUAUUUCUCUCUAUUUCCCCUCCUCUCUCUGUUAACAGGGAGUUCAAAGAGUGCUAAUGGAUGGGGGAUAUUCCCUGUCAUAUGUUAUGAUCAAAGACUCUGUCUGUGAAUGUCAGUGUUCCGAAUCAGAAUACUCUGCAGCCUGUGAUAGCAGCCUUCAUACUGAUUACACUCAAAGGGACACUAUAGUCACCCAGACCACUUCAGCUCAAUGAAGUGGUCUGGGUGCCAGGUCCCUCAGGUUUUAACCCUUCAGAUGUAAACAUAGCAGUUUUCAUUUGGGGUUAAUCCAGCCUCUAGUGAGUGGCUGUCUUCCGGACAGCCACUAGAGGCGCAUCUGCGACGCUGGAGGCACAUUUCACCUCCAUCGCGCAAAGCGUCCAUAGGAAAGCAUUUUGACACUUUGAAUGCACUUGCCGCACAUGCGCAUUCGGCUCCGGAUGGGGGAGCUGAUAUCAGCGGGGGAGGAGAGGUCACCAGCGCCGAGAGAGCCCGGCGCUGGAUUAAGGUAAGACCCUCAGGGCACUAUAGUGUCAGGAAAACCGCUUUGUUUUCCUGACACUAUAGUGAUCCAUUAACGUCUGUAUCUCACAAUUCUAAUCUGCCACAUGUACGCUUCAUCUGUAUUUCUUACAUAGAUCUAUAAAGGAGUUAUGAAUAGAACAAUUGUGGGGCUUAAGUGUAAAAGUUGAUUAGUCAGCCAGAGCAAUCCUUUGGUUUCCACGGUGAUAGCUCCACUUUUAGAACAAACAUUGCCCCUGAAUUGCUUUAUGUACAUAGUGUGUGACAUCUAGAAAUGAAGCAUCUCCUGUAUAUUGAUUACUCAAUAAUGGUUGAUUUAUGUCCCCUUCUUGCCAGUAGAUGCUGGGUUUUUUAAUGUAACUGUAUUUCAGAUCACUCAUUGUCACCUUUCUGUCUCUUUUCGUAGAUGAUUAAGACAAGAAGCUCUAAGGUUUCAGCCCUAUCAGAAUACGUAAGGUGAGACUGAAGAAGUGAUUUUAUGAUAACACAGGUUUUGCAAAUUGCUCUACUCUGUCUAUGGGAUUUCCCUUGUGAAUCUCAGUGUAGGAAAGUACUCCGACUGUGAUUCCUCAGUUUCUUUCUUGAUGGUCUGAAUUCUCUGUGUGUGGGAAGUAUUUGUAGUCUGAUUGAAUCCUGCGUGUCCUUUCCAGGGGAGGUAAUACUCAUAGCUUGAGUGAUUCCUCUGUGAGAUCUCCAGCAUAGAGCAGAGUCAUUCUUUUGUGCCCCAGCAGAGGGGUCUAACCAGAAUGAGAAGCAGCAAAAUACACAUGCUGUGCUACUACCAGAAGUGCGAUGGGGUAAAACUCUUAUCGCAUCGUUAUUGCAGCCAUAACCAGUUACUACUUUUCUCUCGUUUGAUCUCUUUAGGUCUGUUCAUCCAUAUGAAGUGUGUGUGGUAAUAAGCCUUCCGAUAGAGCAGGGGAACCCCCCCUACCUGAAGUGGCUUGCAGAAACUGUUCCUGAGUAAAAUCUCCUUUUCUAUGUAAUAAAGCUGCACAUUACACUCUGCCUCAUUCAUUUUUAUGUGUGAUCUCCCACCAGCUGCACUGCAGUUUUCUAG
Pelobates cultripes (western spadefoot toad) is the source of this 4798-nucleotide messenger RNA. The record is from the annotation of a GenBank genome assembly. Lineage: Eukaryota; Metazoa; Chordata; Amphibia; Anura; Pelobatidae.